GAGUUAGGCGCUAGCCAAUAAGGAAGGGAGGCGGGGCUGGAUGCGUGUGGAAGGGACCCCAGGGAUUGUUGUGGUUAUCGCGGCGUCAGACGCACGGAGCGGCUUGUCCGUGCCCCUGGGUCGAGUGUUCACCGCCGCCAUGAGCUACACAGGCUUUGUCCAGGGAUCUGAAACCACUUUGCAGUCGACAUACUCUGACACCAGCGCUCAGCCCACUUGUGAUUAUGGAUAUGGAACUUGGAACUCUGGGACAAAUAGAGGCUACGAGAACUAUGGUUAUGGCUAUGGCUAUGGCCAGGAUAACACCACCAACUAUGGGUAUGGUAUGGCCACUUCAAACUCUUGGGAAAUGGCUAGCUCUGACACAAAUGCAAACCCUAGUGCCUCGGGUAGCACCAGUGCCGAUUCCGUUUUAUCCAGAAUUAACCAGCGCUUAGAUAUGAUGCCGCACUUGGAGACAGACAUGAUACAAGGAGGUGUGUACGGCUCAGGUGGAGAAAGAUAUGACUCCUACGAGGCCUGUGACUCAAGGGCCAUCCUGAGUGAGCGCGACCUGUACCGGUCAGGCUAUGACUAUGGCGAGCUUGACCCCGAGAUGGAAAUGGCCUACGAGGGCCAGUAUGAUGCUUACCGUGACCAGUUACGAAUGCGUGGCAGCGAUACCUUCGGUCCAAGGGCUCAGGGCUGGGCCCGGGAUGCCCGGAGUGGACGGCCAUUGGCCUCAGGCUAUGGGCGCAUGUGGGAAGAUCCCAUGGGGGCCCGGGGCCAGUGCAUGCCUGGUGUCUCCCGGCUGCCCUCCCUCUUCUCCCAGAACAUCAUCCCCGAGUAUGGCAUGUUCCAGGGCAUGCGUGGCGGGGGUACCUUUCCGGGUGGCUCACGCUUUGGCUUUGGAUUUGGCAAUGGCAUAAAGCAGAUGAGGCGGACCUGGAAGACUUGGACCACUGCUGACUUCCGGACCAAAAAGAAGAAGAGAAAGCAAGGCGGCAGUCCUGAUGAGCCAGACAGCAAGGCUACCCGAACGGACUGCUCAGACAACAGUGACUCAGACAAUGAUGAGGGUACUGAAGGGGAAGCCACAGAGGGUAUUGAAAGUGCUGAGGCUAUGGAGAAAGGCUCCCGAGCAGAAGGAGAGGAAGAGGAGGGAAAAGAGGAUGGGAGAGAAGAAGGCAAAGAAGAUUCAGAGAAAGGGGCCCUGACCACCCAGGAUGAGAGUAGCCAGGCCAAGCGCAAGUUGCAGGCAAGCAAGAAGAGCCAGGACAAGCAGAAGAAGCGGCAGCGAGACCGAAUGGUGGAAAGGAUCCAGUUUGUGUGUUCUCUCUGCAAAUACCGGACCUUUUAUGAGGAUGAGAUGAGCAGUCACCUUGACAGCAAGUUCCACAAAGAGCAUUUUAAAUAUGUAGGCACCAAACUCCCCAGGCAGACUGCUGACUUCCUGCAGGAGUAUGUUACUAACAAGACCAAGAAGACAGAGGAGCUCCGAAAAACUGUGGAGGACCUUGAUGGUUUGAUCCAGCAGAUCUACAGAGACCAGGAUCUGACCCAAGAAAUUGCCAUGGAGCAUUUUGUAAAGAAGGUGGAGGCUGCCCAUUGUGCAGCCUGUGACCUCUUCAUUCCCAUGCAGUUUGGAAUUAUCCAGAAGCACCUCAAGACUAUGGAUCACAACCGGAACCGCAGACUCAUGAUGGAGCAGUCUAAGAAGUCCUCUCUCAUGGUGGCUCGCAGUAUCCUCAACAAUAAGCUCAUUAGCAAGAAACUGGAGCGCUAUCUUAAGGUGAGGGCGAGAAUCCUUUCACCGACAGCCCGGAAGAAGAGAAGGAGCAGGACGAGGUGGAGGGUGCUACUCUGGAGGAGGGAGCACCAGAAAUGGCAGGGCUCAGAGAGGACAUGCCAGCACAGCCUCCGGUGCCCCAGGAACCCGCCCCCGCGACUGCCACACCGCCGCUGCCGCCGCCGCCACCCCCUGAGGAGGAAGAGGGCGCAGUACCCCUGCUGGGCGGGGCGCUGCAGUGCCAGAUUCGUGGCAUCCCGGGCCUUGACGUGGAGGACGACGAGGAGGGUGGUGGGGGUGCCCCAUAACCCGUACACGGGGUGGACAGGGCUCACAUGGCCGAGGCUGAAAGCCCAGUCUAAUAAAAUUUUUCCCACCCCACCUUGUUCGUGUUGUCUGUGAGUGGUGAGCGUUUCC
This is a messenger RNA of Nannospalax galili (Upper Galilee mountains blind mole rat), 2185 nucleotides long. RefSeq names its product A-kinase anchoring protein 8 like (gene Akap8l). The record is from RefSeq and is a predicted model, not a curated record. Gene Ontology annotation, cellular component: nuclear matrix; nucleus. The coding region runs from base 41 to 2170 and encodes 709 amino acids. Lineage: Eukaryota; Metazoa; Chordata; Mammalia; Rodentia; Spalacidae. Gene Ontology annotation, molecular function: DNA binding; protein kinase A regulatory subunit binding. The transcript is spliced from 14 exons.